AUGGGUGCCCUGCGGGGACAGCCCGCUCCGCCGCUUAGGGCUGCCCCGAGCGGCUUGGCACCGGGCUGCGGCAGGGCCUGCGCGGGACCGGGGGGCAGGCGCGUCCUGCGUCGCCCCCGCAGCCACGCAAGGGGCCGUGUCUCUGCCACGCUCCGCGGAGCCCCGCGCCCCUCCCGUGUGCGGGUCUCGCCCCACGUGCCCGUGCCGCGGCCCAGCGGCCACCAGAGGGCGCCGCCCACGGCGCUGUCGGAGGGACGACGGGCGGGUCUGGAGCCCGAGGCGAGCCCCGCAGCCCGGCCCGGCCCGGCCCGCACGUACCUGCGGCGGGAGCGGCCCCGCGCCUCGCCUCGCCGCCCGCGCCUCGCGCCCGCCGCCCCGCCCGGCUUCCGCCCCGCCCAGCCCUGGCCCCGCUAUUGGCCCCCCCAGCUGCCAAUCGCGCCCCGCCAGCCAAUCGGGGUGCGGCGCGGAUUGUGGCGGGAGGGCGCGAGGGCGGGGAGGCUGCGGGCGGCGGCCUGGCCGCCAUUGCGGGGGGCUGGGGUGGGGGGGGGCGCGGGGCCGGGCCCUGGCCGGCUCUGCCGCCUCAGGGCGCCCGGCCAUCCCCCUCGGGCCCCGUCCGCGCUGCCCGGCACCUGGAGGAGGAAGCUGGCGGCUCGUUGGGAGCUGGCGUCCCGCUUGGGGCCUGGCGCAGGCGCUGAGGGAUGCUGCAGCUGCGCGCUGGCUCCUCUUGGGAGGAGCCGGGCAGAAAGAGAGAGGCUGAUGGCGGGGAGGAGUCUCCGCUCCGAAGAGGCAGACCCCGAGUGGGGAAACACGCACACCCUGGGGCAGCCCCCACGGGACAAACCCCACCGGGCAGCGCCCGCGGGACCCCCGCCCGCGCGUGCCUCCGGGGAACCCCGCCCCGCUGGCGCGGGGCGCGUGACGCAGGGGGCGGAGCCCGCCCCGCCCCGCCGGAGCAACUUCCAUUUUAGGUGCGGGAGCGGCGCGGGGCGCACGGCCCGCCCGACCCUCCGCUCGGCUCCGCUCCGCCGCCCCGGCACGGCCCGGCCCGGCUCGGCUCGGCGGGACCCGGGCCGCCGCCCGCAGCAGCCGCCGCUCGCUGGGAGCCUCGCCGCCCCCGCGGGUCCCUGCGGGCUCCGGGCGGCUGUGCCGCCACCCCGGGGCGGGACCGGCCCCCGCCCGCCGCAGAGGAGCCCGGCCACGGUGAGUCCUGCUCUCGGCGCCGCUGGCCCAGGGAAGGGGAGGGAGGGCAGCCGGUAUUGCCGGCUGCUGCCGGGCGCCUCUGCCCCCGCGGCAGGAGAGGGGCGGGCCGGCCCGCGCUGUGGCGCUCCCGUCGGGGCCGCCGCGCUCUCCUACCGGGGCCGGCUGGCGCUGGGCCCCGGGAGACGUGCCGCUGCCCGGGAGCCGGGCUCCAGGCGGGGCCGCGCCCCGCGGGACCGGCCGGGGUGGUGGUGCCCGGCCCUGGCGGGGGCGCUGGCGGGGCCCGGCCCGCCCGCAGCCCGCGGGGAGCGACACAAAGGCGGCGGGGCCAGGCGGCCGCCCCGCUCCCUCCCCCCCACGGUGCCGGCCGCCGCCUCCGCCGCUCUCCCUGCACGGAACAAAGGGGGCCCUUGUGCCAGCUUCCCGCGGCCGGCACCGGCGGGCCCUGCCGCUCCCCUUUGUGCGGGGUCGCGCUCGGCUCCGCCGCGAGGGCUCGGCCGGGGCACGGCCCGAGCCUUCGGUUCUGCCCCGGCGGCAGCGUGGGGCGAGCCGGGGCGGCCUCGUCCUGGCCGAGGACGGGCUCAUCCCCUGGUGUCUGGUUCGCCCGCGCCUUUGUUCUGGCGGGGACGGGCUGGCGUGCCCGGGGAGAGUCAAGUGUGCGGGGGAGCAGGCGGCUCCGCGCCUGUCGCGGCCGGUCCCUUCACGGAAUGGCUCUGA
Apus apus (common swift) is the source of this 1914-nucleotide messenger RNA. RefSeq names its product collagen alpha-1(I) chain-like. The coding region runs from base 1 to 1914 and encodes 637 amino acids. The record is from RefSeq and is a predicted model, not a curated record. The transcript has 3 exons. NCBI's taxonomy places the organism in Eukaryota, Metazoa, Chordata, Aves, Apodiformes, Apodidae.